This is a messenger RNA of Styela clava, 1220 nucleotides long. RefSeq names its product exosome complex component CSL4-like. The record is from RefSeq and is a predicted model, not a curated record. Gene Ontology annotation, molecular function: RNA binding. Gene Ontology annotation, cellular component: nuclear exosome (RNase complex); cytoplasm. Gene Ontology annotation, biological process: RNA processing. Lineage: Eukaryota; Metazoa; Chordata; Ascidiacea; Stolidobranchia; Styelidae.
UCCAGACAGUUCUAAAUAAAAAUGGCAGAACUAUUAAAAAGCAGUCAAAUAUGUGUGCCGGGGGAACGUCUCGCAAGUGCUGAACACCAUCGGGCAGGAUUUGGAACUUAUGUAAAACGAGGAUAUAUAUUUGCAUCAUUAGCUGGUAUGGUUCGGAGCGAACAAAAUGACAAGGAUAUAAUUACUGUAUCUGUGCGAUCCAAACACCAUCAACAACUUCUCCCACAAAUCGAUUCUAUAGUCACUUGUAAAGUCACGGGAAUCAGCAGUCGCUUUGCAAAAUGUUUAAUUACAGCCGUUAAUAACGCAAGGUUAUCCGAGCCAUUGCGAGGCAUCAUAAGACGUGAGGACGUACGUGCAAAGGACAUUGAAAAAGUUGAAAUUCCAAAAUGUUUUCGUCCCAGUGAUGUAGUUUUAGCAAAAGUUUUGUCACUAGGGGAUGCAUCGUCUUAUUUGUUAACUACAGCGGAAAAUGGACUCGGUGUUGUUCUUGCUCGUAGUGAAGCCGGAGAACUGAUGUUGCCUAUCAGUUGGCAAGAAAUGCAAUGUCCUGUUUCAUAUGUAAAAGAAUCUCGUAAAGUUGCAAGACCACAGGAACAUUAUUUAAAACAAUAAGUUGUAGAUUCUGGUAAAACACCACUGUUUGUUUCACUGUCCUUUCAGUGAAAAUAGGUGAUGUUUCAGAAAGGGAUUUUUCAUUCCCAUUUGACAAUAUUGCUUUCUGCAAAGUCAACUAUUCCCAUUAUGUCGGUUAGAAAUGGUUUGCACCUCUGAUAAAAAAAUUAUUACUGACAUUUCGAUAUAAAUUCUUUCCUUAUUAGAACAUUCUUUGUUAUUGCGUAUUCUAUCGUAUCGUUUGAUAAAAAGUGCUGCAGCUAUUUACUUGGUUGGUUCUGAAUAUUGGAACUAUAAUUUUGCAGUUAAAUUUAUCAAACUUCGUUUAGAUGUGUAAUUUUCAAACUUGCCUAUUCUACUAAGUAUAAAAUCUUAGUUUAAGUUACAAAUAACAUAAUAAAAAUGUGUGUAUUUAUUUCCCAUGGAUAUGCACAUGUUGCUCCGAAAUUUACUAUUUUUUGUGCCAUUCCCAGUAACACACUAUUUUUGGUUGUCCUUAUUAUCACUAUUUUCGAUUUAUAUUGAAAUUUUGGCAUCUGAUUAUCAAAAAAAAUUAAUGAGGAAAUGUUAAUCAAAAUGGGUGGUUUUAAUUAAAACAAUAUUUA